This is a messenger RNA of Parascedosporium putredinis, 1914 nucleotides long. Lineage: Eukaryota; Fungi; Ascomycota; Sordariomycetes; Microascales; Microascaceae. The record is from the annotation of a GenBank genome assembly.
AUGGCCCCCAGCGGCGACGUGCACCCCCAGGACGAGGUCCUAGACCAUUCGCUCAGCGAUCCCACGAGUUUCUGGGCCCACCACGCCGACCAGCUGCACUGGCAUAAGAAGCCCACGUCGGUACUGGAGAUUUCGGAGAAGAAGCUCAAGUCGGGCGUCACCCACGACACGUGGACCUGGUUCCCCGGUGGAGAGAUAUCCACGUGUUUCAACUGCGUCGACCGACAUGUGCUCGACGGCCAUGGGGACUCCCCGGCGAUCCUCUACGAUAGCCCGGUGACCAACACGAAGCAGAGAAUCACCUAUGCCGAGCUCCUGCUCGAGGUGGAAACCCUCGCCGGAGUACUGAGGGCGGAAGGGGUGAAGCGCGGCGACGUCGUCAUAGUGUAUAUGCCCAUGAUACCAGCGGCCCUCAUCGGCAUCCUAGCCAUCAAUAGGUUAGGAGCCAUCCACGCCGUCGUCUUUGGCGGGUUCGCCUCCAACGCUCUGGCGCAGCGCAUCGACGCUUCGCAGCCCGUAGCGAUCCUCACCGCGUCGUGCGGAAUCGACGGGACGAAGCCGCCCAUCCCCUACCAGCCCUUGGUCGAGGAGGCCGUCCGCAUCGCCAGCCACAAGCCGAGCAGGACGCUCGUGUGGCAGCGGCCGCAAUCCGAGUGGCGGCCCGUGAGGGAACCCGCCGGCGAGCGGGACUGGGCCGCCCUCGUCCAGGACGCCAAGAGGCGCGGGGUCAAGGCUGCGUGCGUGCCGGUCAAGAGCACCGAUCCCAUCUACAUCAUCCACACGAGCGGCACGACGGGGCUGCCCAAGGGGGUCUUGCGGGAUGCUGGUGGGCACGCGGUCGGCUUGCACCUCUCCAUCAGCUACUUGUUCAACAUUCACGGUCCGGGUUGCGUCUCUUUUACUGCGAGCGACGUGGGCUGGAUCGUGGGGCAUUCGUAUAUUCUUUACGGACCACUCUUGACCGGUGCCGCCACGGUGCUCUACGAGGGCAAACCCGUGGGCACCCCAGACGCGUCGGCCUUUUGGCGCAUCGUCGAAGAGUACAAGGUCAACACCAUGUUCACCGCGCCCACGGCCCUCCGAGCCAUCAAGAGGGACGACCCCAACAACGAAAGCUCGAGCGCAUCGGCGCCCGCGGGGUCUCCGAUCCCUCAAGGCCCUGAUCUCCUGGCCAAGCACGGCGCCAAGGAGGCGCACGUCGUGGACAACUGGUGGUCGACCGAGGUGGGCUCGCCCAUCACGGGGAGGGCGCUCGUGCCCCACGCGGGCAGGGACCGCAAGACGUCGACGAGGGACCACCCGCCUCCGCGUAUCCGGCCGGGCAGCGCGGGCAAGGCCAUGCCCGGGUUCGAUAUUCGCGUGGUCGACGACCGCGGCGAGGAGGACGAGGAGAGGUUCUACAACGGCUAUCUGAAGCGGUUCAAGGGCCGGUGGCUCGAUACGGGCGAUGCGGGGUGGAUUGAUAAGGAGGGGAAGCAUCGAGCAAGCCGUGACGAGCCACCCCUCGUAGCAGAAGCCUGCGUCGUCGGGAUCCCAGACGAGCUCAAGGGCCAGCUCCCCUUCGCCCUCGUCACGCUCCUCACGCCCGACCACCCCACCUCGGCGAUCCCGGCCAAGGCGCUCGUGGACGAGAUCCAGACCCUGGUGCGCUCGCAGGUGGGGGCCAUCGCCACGCUCGGCGGCAUCAUCCAGGGCAAGGGGAUGAUUCCCAAGACCCGCUCCGGCAAGACGCUGAGACGGGUGCUCCGCGAGCUCCUGGAGAACGCCGUCCACGCCGAGUUCGACAAGGAGGUGCAGGUGCCGUCCACGGUCGAGGACGCGGCCGUCGUGGAGGUGGCCCGCGCCAAGGUCAAGGAGUACUUUGCGGAGAAGGGCGGGAGCCAUCGGCCGGUGGAGGCGCGGGCCAAGUUGUAA